AUGGAGACCAUUCAUUCUUUUGAACGAGAACUUGACCAACUCGACUCUACAUUCAAGAAAGCUGAGGAAACUUUGGCCAAGGUUUCAGCUUUACCAUUCAAGGAGGACAGCAGAGACGAUAUAAGUGGAUUGAGUGGUAGGAGGAGGACGGAGAAGUGGGCAGUGGGUUGUGAGGAAGAAAGGAGGAGUAAUAGAAGCCUGGGAGAAGGAGGACGAAGAGAUGGACGGCGAGGAGGAAAGGAAGAGGAAAAAAUUAUUUUGUAUAAUAGUUUUGCAGGUUCUGAUUCGAUUUAA
Dovyalis caffra is the source of this 294-nucleotide messenger RNA. NCBI's taxonomy places the organism in Eukaryota, Viridiplantae, Streptophyta, Magnoliopsida, Malpighiales, Salicaceae. The record is from the annotation of a GenBank genome assembly.